UCUGGGCCGGAGAGUACGUGUCUCAGGGGGAGGAGAAGGUGGCGGCGGGGCCGGUGCGGAGCAGCCGAGCGCCGCUGGGAGGGGUGUCAGCUCCAGCGCCUGGGGGAUUUUAAUCCGAUUCCGGCCGGCCCGGAUUUUAUUGCGAGCGGGUUUUAAAGCGCCUGUCGUCCCUCUCGCCUCUGCGGACGGGGCAGCAUGUCCGAAGCGGAGCAGCAGUUGGCGGCCGCCACCGGCGCCACCCAGAACGGGCACGAAGCGGCCGAGAACGCCGGAGAGCAGCAGGCCGAGACCGGCGGCGCUCCGGCGGCGGCAGCGGCGGGCGCAGCGGCGGCGACGGCGGGAACGGCGGCGGCAGGAGCUGGCCCAGCGGCGGGAACAGCGGGGGCAGCCGCCAGCCAGAACGGAGCCGAAGGCGACCAGAUCAACGCCAGCAAGAACGAGGAGGACGCGGGGAAGAUGUUUGUUGGUGGCCUCAGUUGGGAUACAAGCAAAAAAGACUUGAAAGAUUACUUCACCAAAUUUGGUGAGGUAACCGACUGUACGAUAAAGAUGGACCCUAACACAGGAAGAUCCAGAGGCUUUGGAUUUAUUCUCUUCAAAGAGCCUGGGAGCGUUGAAAAGGUUCUGGAACAGAAAGAACACAGGCUAGAUGGGCGACUAAUUGACCCCAAGAAGGCCAUGGCAAUGAAAAAGGAUCCAGUGAAGAAGAUUUUUGUUGGUGGACUAAACCCAGAAGCCACAGAAGAGAAAAUCAGGGAAUACUUUGGAGAGUUUGGAGAGAUUGAAGCAAUUGAACUUCCAAUGGAUCCAAAGACCAACAAAAGGAGGGGGUUUGUGUUCAUCACUUUCAAGGAAGAGGAUCCAGUGAAGAAGGUUCUGGAGAAGAAAUUCCAUAACGUCAGUGGAAGCAAGUGCGAGAUUAAGGUAGCACAGCCAAAAGAAGUAUACCAGCAGCAACAGUUCAGUAGUGGUGGAGGAAGAGGUAGCUAUGGAGGAAGAGGCAGAGGUGGAAGAGGCGGCGCUCAAAGUCAAAAUUGGAAUCAAGGUUAUGGCAAUUACUGGAACCAGGGUUAUGGGAAUCAAGGAUACGGCUAUCAGCAAGGUUAUGGUGGCUAUGGAGGCUAUGAUUAUUCAGGAUAUGGGUAUUAUGGAUAUGGACCAGGCUAUGAUUACAGUCAAGGCAGUGCAAAUUACGGGAAGACACCAAGACGUGGUGGUCAUCAGAAUAACUACAAGCCAUAUUGAUCAAACUUAUUCAGGCCUGGCAGUGGUCACAGUUGAUGCCUACAAGCACUGGAUAUUCCACAAGUUGAAGACGGAAUACUGACUUGUUUACCUGAAGAUAAUAGGACUUCGGGGUAUUUCCUCAGAGAAAAUAUAAAUUUUAAUAUAAUUUCAUAAGCUUUGGAGGUUAGCUUGUCUUGUAGCUUCAGUGAUAUCAAACUUCUUCAAGUAGGAGCUAGAUAGAAAGCUGUUUAGUUUUUGCCAGCGUAUGUAAAACAAGACUUUUCUAUCUGCAUUGUAGAUUGUUUGUGGACACUUCCAGAUUCUUGUGCUUUCUGCAGUCAUUCUGGGGACUGAACUCUCAUUGAUAUCGACAGAGGUUCCAUGAACAGGACACGUGCAGGAAUUUGAGCGUAGAAGCCCACAGUGUGGUGUGGAGUAGUGAAUUGCUUUUAGUUUGGAGAUGACUGGGGGAGAUGGGAAGAGCAACUGUACGUUAAGGGAACAAUUACAGAUCUUCUUCCCGGUGACGUCAACGAGAGAUUUGCCUUCAACCUUCCACAGAAGAUUUUUAGCUUUAAUUUGGGACAAUAAAGGGGUUUUUCAAAAGCACUAACAGCCACUGGGAGCUUGUUCAACUGCUCCUUCUGCCUUUAAAAACCCCUACACCAAAAGUGAUAGCUAACAACAUGAAAUGGAAGUAAAUAAAAUGCAUUUUCAUUGCUGUUUUGAGUUACAUAA
Messenger RNA from Chroicocephalus ridibundus (black-headed gull), 1965 nucleotides. It is a transcript of the gene HNRNPAB, whose product is annotated as heterogeneous nuclear ribonucleoprotein A/B. Bases 196 to 1245 code for a protein of 349 amino acids. Gene Ontology annotation, biological process: regulation of gene expression. Lineage: Eukaryota; Metazoa; Chordata; Aves; Charadriiformes; Laridae. The transcript is spliced from 9 exons. The record is from RefSeq and is a predicted model, not a curated record. Gene Ontology annotation, molecular function: RNA binding. Gene Ontology annotation, cellular component: chromatin; nucleoplasm.